Molecule: messenger RNA, 1406 nt
Organism: Uloborus diversus
Lineage: Eukaryota; Metazoa; Arthropoda; Arachnida; Araneae; Uloboridae
Product: carboxypeptidase B-like
Exons: 11
Coding region: 57-1334 (425 amino acids)
Biological process (GO): proteolysis
Molecular function (GO): metallocarboxypeptidase activity; zinc ion binding
Source: RefSeq, a predicted model, not a curated record
CAAGACCUUCAGAGACGCUGAGUUGAUACUGUAUCAGAGUGCAAACAGGUUGAAGAAUGUCGUAUGCAUUGCUGCUCCUAACAACACUAGCAAUUGUCUUUCCAACAUAUGGCCAAGUGAACUUUACUGGGCAUAAACUUCUCGGAUUAUUUGCUAGCGAUGAUGAAGAACUGAAGUUGCUACGGCAGUUAAUGGAAAAUCCCGAGGUGGAUGUCUGGAAUGAGCCUAACGAGCUGUAUCAAAAAGUGAACGUCCGAGUUUCGCCGGCAUUGGCGAGCAGCUUGGAGAACGAACUCAGAUCGCAAGGCAUAGAUCUCUACGUAGUCACAGACAACCUCCAGAAAUGGAUCGAUGAAGAGAAAGAAGAAAACCCUCCAGACAGUGCCUUGGCUGGAAGGCAAGAGAACUUUCAACUGGACGUCUACCACACCUACGAUGCUAUAAGUUCAUAUAUUGACUCCAUCGCCAGCAGAUAUUCUUCGAUCGCUACAGUACAACACAUUGGCACUUCGUUCGAAGGAAAUUCCAUAAAAGGUCUAAAGCUGGGAUCCACAGGAACCAACAAACCAGCUUUGUGGAUUGAUUCAGGUAUCCACGCCAGAGAAUGGGUCGCUCCGGCCACGUCAAUCUAUAUCAUAGAGCAACUGGUGAAAGGGUAUGACACGGACCCCGAAGUGAAGGAACUGUUGGAUGUGUACGACUGGUACAUCUUCCCUGUUGUCAACCCUGAUGGAUACAAGUACACUUGGUCCUAUAACCGGAUGUGGAGGAAAAACAGAGCAAUGCAUCGACGGUUUGGAUCCAAUCCAUUUUGCAGAGGAGCAGAUCCUAAUCGAAAUUUUGACUCUUCUUUUGGAGGUCCUGGAACAAGCAGCGACAGCUGUUCAGAGAUCUUCCGAGGUGACUCUGCCUUUUCGGAAGCAGAGAGCAGGGCUGUCAGAGACGGAGUCCUCAGGCUGGGGAAGAGGCUGAAAGCAUACUUUACCCUCCACUCCUACUCUCAACUGUGGAUGACGCCUUACGGACACAGUCGCAAAAACCCCCCAGACUAUGACGACCACAUGAAAGUGUUGCAAGCGGCUUCAAGUGCAAUAAGCAAUGUGCACGGACAAUACUACAGAUACGGAACUAUUUCAAACACAAUAUAUCCUGCUGCCGGUUCAUCUGUGGAUUGGGCGUAUGAAGUGGCCAAAGUGAAAUACAGUUUCGCAGUAGAACUGAGAGACACGGGCAGGCAAGGUUUCUUGCUUUCGAACACCUUCAUCAUUCCAACUGCCGAAGAGAACUUUGCUGGGAUUAAAGCUAUUGCAAACGUCAUAAAGAACGAAGUGUGAGAACUUGCUGUGUAUGCUUCUUUCGCUGUGUGUGUAGUUUAUUUAUUUGCGUGACAUGAAAAAUGGAAUAAA